This is a messenger RNA of Ramularia collo-cygni, 2463 nucleotides long. RefSeq names its product cell division control protein Cdc48. NCBI's taxonomy places the organism in Eukaryota, Fungi, Ascomycota, Dothideomycetes, Mycosphaerellales, Mycosphaerellaceae. The coding region runs from base 1 to 2463 and encodes 820 amino acids. Gene Ontology annotation, biological process: retrograde protein transport, ER to cytosol; autophagosome maturation; mitotic spindle disassembly. Gene Ontology annotation, cellular component: cytosol; nucleus; VCP-NPL4-UFD1 AAA ATPase complex. The transcript has 2 exons. The record is from RefSeq and is a predicted model, not a curated record. Gene Ontology annotation, molecular function: ATP binding; polyubiquitin modification-dependent protein binding; ATP hydrolysis activity.
AUGUCUGCACAGCCGGAUCAUGCCGCCUCCAAGCCCAAGGCAAAGCUGAAUGACCCCAGCGGCGCCGAGAAGCGGGAGGAGAAUGAUGUCGCCACCGCCAUUCUCAAGAAGAAGAAGAAGCCCAACAGCUUGAUUGUCACAGACGCCACCACCGAUGAUAACUCAAUUCUCGCCCUCAGUAACAACACCAUGGAGCAGCUACAGCUGUUCCGUGGUGACACCGUCCUCGUCAAGGGCAAGAAGAGAAAGGACACCGUGCUGAUCGUGCUCGCGGAUGACKAUCUCGACGAUGGCUCCGCGCGCAUGAACCGUGUGGUCCGCCACAACCUCCGCGUCAAGCUGGGCGAUGUGGUCACCGUCAACCCAUGCCCCGACAUCAAGUACGCCAAGCGCAUCGCCGUCCUCCCCAUGGCCGACACCAUCGAGGGCCUCACCGGCUCGCUCUUCGACGUCUUCCUCGCGCCAUACUUCCGCGAGGCCUACCGCCCACUCCGCCAGGGCGACCUCUUCACAUGCCGCGCCGCGAUGCGAACCGUCGAGUUCAAGGUGGUCGAGGUGGACGCUCCAGAGUAUGGAAUCGUUGCACAAGACACCGUGAUCCACUGCGAAGGCGACCCAAUUCAGCGCGAGGACGAGGAGGGCAACCUCAACGAGGUCGGAUACGACGACAUUGGUGGCUGCCGCARGCAAAUGGCCCAGGUCCGCGAGUUGGUCGAGCUUCCGCUGAGACAUCCUCAGCUCUUCAAGUCCAUCGGUAUCAAGCCGCCGCGCGGAAUUCUCAUGUACGGUCCGCCCGGUACUGGUAAGACGCUCAUGGCCCGCGCCGUCGCCAACGAGACGGGUGCCUUUUUCUUCCUCAUCAACGGACCCGAAAUCAUGUCCAAGAUGGCCGGUGAGUCGGAGAGCAAUCUGCGCAAGGCCUUUGAGGAGGCCGAGAAGAACAGCCCGGCCAUCAUCUUCAUUGACGAGAUCGACUCGAUCGCGCCCAAGCGUGACAAGACUAACGGUGAAGUCGAGCGCCGCGUCGUCUCGCAACUUCUCACUCUCAUGGACGGCAUGAAGGCCCGCGCCAACGUCGUGGUCAUGGCCGCCACCAACCGCCCCAACUCGAUCGAUCCCGCUCUUCGUCGUUUCGGCCGCUUCGAUCGUGAAGUCGAUAUCGGCAUCCCCGACCCCACCGGCCGUCUGGAGAUUCUCCAGAUUCACACCAAGAACAUGAAGCUGGGYGAUGAUGUCGAUCUCGAGCAAAUCGCCGCUGAGACGCACGGAUACGUCGGUUCGGAUAUCGCUUCCCUCUGCUCCGAAGCCGCCAUGCAGCAGAUUCGCGAGAAGAUGGACCUGAUCGACCUCGACGAGGACACCAUCGACGCGGAAGUCCUCGACAGCUUGGGUGUGACCCAAGAAAACUUCAGCUUCGCUCUGGGCAUCAGCAACCCAUCUGCUCUUCGCGAGGUUGCCGUGGUGGAGGUGCCCAACGUCCGCUGGGAGGAUAUCGGUGGUUUGGAAGAUGUCAAGCGCGAGCUCAUCGAGAGCGUGCAAUACCCCGUCGACCACCCCGAGAAGUUCCUCAAGUUUGGUCUCAGCCCAUCCCGUGGUGUCCUCUUCUACGGACCACCAGGUACCGGUAAGACUCUUCUCGCCAAGGCCGUCGCCAACGAGUGCGCGGCCAACUUCAUCUCGGUCAAGGGACCCGAGCUUCUCAGCAUGUGGUUUGGUGAGUCGGAAAGCAACAUCCGUGACAUUUUCGACAAGGCUCGUGCCGCUGCUCCCUGUGUCGUCUUCCUCGAUGAGUUGGACUCCAUCGCCAAGUCGCGUGGUGGCUCCAACGGUGAUGCCGGUGGUGCAUCGGACCGUGUGGUCAACCAGCUCCUUACCGAAAUGGACGGCAUGACCAGCAAGAAGAAUGUCUUUGUCAUCGGCGCCACCAACCGUCCAGAGCAGCUCGACAACGCCCUCUGCCGUCCCGGUCGUCUCGACACCCUCGUCUACGUUCCCCUCCCCGACCAGGCCGGACGUGAGAGCAUUCUCAAGGCUCAGCUCCGCAAGACCCCGGUCGCACCCGAUGUCGAUAUCGCCUUCAUCGCCAGCAAGACCCACGGCUUCUCCGGUGCCGACUUGGGCUUCAUCACGCAGCGCGCCGUCAAGCUCGCCAUCAAGGAGAGCAUCGGCAUUGCCGUUGAGAAGGAGAAGGCUCGUGAGGCUGCCGCCGGCGAUGGCGAUGACAAGAUGGAUGAGGAUGUUGAUGAGGAGGACCCUGUGCCCGAGCUCACCAAGCGUCACUUUGAGGAGGCCAUGGCCAUGGCUCGUCGUUCCGUCACCGACACGGAGAUUCGGCGGUACGAGGCUUUCGCUCAGAGCAUGAAGAACACUGGAGGUGGCAGCGCCUUCUUCCGUUUCCCUGAGGGCACCGAUGGUGGUGCGGCCGAGCAGCAGAAUGGUGGCGAGGAGGACCUUUACGAUUAG